AUGCUGCAGGUGGAGACGCCCGCGUCGCAGCUGGUGCAGCAAUGUCCCUACAAACGCGCCUGCGGCUUCACAUCCCUUGGCGCAAUGGCCUGCCGUGAUGUUGCGCGUCAGACAGCACUCAUGGGUCUGCAGCUGCCGCUGGGCGCGGCAGCCGGCGGCGUAAGUGCGCGGAUGUGGGCUGCGUUCGCAGAGCUGAACCAUCUUUUGGCGGCCCACCCUCAUGCAAUCCGCGGCAACAGCAUCAGCUUCCGCUCUGUGCCCCGCACCGGCCGCUACGAGCUCUGGACGCGCUAUGCCCGCACUCAGGGCCUGAGCGCCGAGGCUGCGCGCGCGGCAGCGGCGGGCGCGGCGGCGCCGCUGCCCGCGUGGUUGGGACUGGCCCUGGCUGUCAUUGGCUCAUGCCUGAGCGGCUACCCUGACGCCAGCGCCACAGAGUACGAGGUGCACAUGCCCGGCUAUAUGCUGGCCUGGGCGGCACGCUGGGGUGUCGGCGACUCCAGCGGGGCUACCAUCAAGCUGCUACAGAUCGAGGCGUUUUCUGGCAGCAGCGGGGGCAUGAGCGGCAGCCAGCGGCCAGCUCAGUCGCUGUAUCUGCCCGUGGGGAUGUGA
Messenger RNA from Monoraphidium neglectum, 609 nucleotides. RefSeq lists its product as hypothetical. NCBI's taxonomy places the organism in Eukaryota, Viridiplantae, Chlorophyta, Chlorophyceae, Sphaeropleales, Selenastraceae. The record is from RefSeq and is a predicted model, not a curated record. The transcript has 4 exons. Bases 1 to 609 code for a protein of 202 amino acids.